GUAUUUUUUUAAAGCAAAGCAAUAAUAUUUUGGCGCCAAAUUUGAAAAAUUUACUAGUUUGUCAUGUAAGGAUGCCUAAAUAGAAAUAGUUAGGCAAUUACAUUGGCAUAAAUUCGACGAUCCUCUUCAAGGUUAAAAUCAUAGGUGGGAAAAUUGAUAGCUUAUGACGUUAGGUACUUACCUACCUAACGUCAGUAUAUUUUCGGUAAUUCGAGUAUAUGAACGUGUUUGUUCGAAUGUAUUUUAUCUUUUUGAUAAUGUAAUAAGUGAACAUUCUUUUUUCAAUUAUUAAAUGGUGUAAUAUUUCGGUACACGAGUUCGAAUUAUUUCAAAUGAUUUAUUUUCAACUUUAGUUCCUGAGUAUGCAUCAAAUGGAUGAAUAACGAAGAAGAGCCUGUGAUCCAGAUCAACGAAGAUACGAAAUCUCCGUCUGUUAGUAUUCAUUAUACUGACCCUGCAGUUCUCCAGUAUUCGAUAUCUGAUAGUUUUGUACUUGAGUUGUCUAUCAGUCCAAACGACAAAAUCGAUACUACAACUACAUCCAACGAAGCAGAUAGUUCGAUAGAUAAAGAAUUAAGUGGUUUUCGAGACCAGUUCAACGAAACUGUUUACAAUCCUGAAUUUUCUGACGGUUAUAUAAAAUACCAUCGAGCUCGAACAAUUUCGAAUUCAUCAUCUUUAUCGACUUCUUCGGAACAACUCGAUUUAAAUUCAGCCGAGAAGAAAGAACGUCGACGAGCCAAAAUAUUUUUCCCCGAACGUGAAUUGCGACCAAAGAAAUUGCCAGUAGGUUUCUAUAAAGAAACUAAAUCGAAAUUUCGUCCACGCUCGCAAAAAACGCACGAUUCUACGAGUAGUGACGUGAUACGAAUUCCAGUCGAUAUUCCACCGGAAGAUAACGAAGUAUUCGACGAGACAUAUCAACCAGCAGAAAUGUCUCAUACUCAGCAAGAAUACGAAGCCGUGAUUGCUGAAAAUGCUCGAUUGAAACAAAGACAAAAGGAGUUAGAAGAGAUUAAUCGUAAACGAUUAUCGUUGCUACCCGGUGCUGAUGAAGCAGGAACAUCACAGAAUUCGAAUAAUGUGUCUGCAGCACAAUUAAUUGAUGCUUUAGAAAUAACGAAUGAAAGAAUGUCUGAAUCUGUAGCUAUGCAAUUUGCUAUACAUAACAAACCAAAUCGAAGUUCAGCAGGAGGUCGAGAUUUUGUUCCACAACCAACUUGUAUUACAAUUCCACAACGGAAUUUUAAUUUGAACGUCAAACAAGAAGAGUUUGAGAUUGGUAUUCCUGGUUCGAGAUCAUUAUUAAUCAUUGAUGAAGUGGAAUUUUCGAGUACUGAUAAUUCAGCUAGUAAUAAAUCGAUCAAAGUGAUUUGUGAAGGAGCUCGAGUUACUCCUUGGAAAGCUUCAGAUGAUCAUAGAACUGUCGAGGAAUUUUUAAUUGAGUUCGAGAAUGAAAUCCGCCAACUUGUACGAACAAACAAGGAGUAUAAUCUAGCACUCGAUUUUUUCUUGUCACAUGCCGAAUUAUUGAAUUACAAAAAAGCCAUAAAAUUUGACGGUCCAUGGCACGAGAAUGCUAUAAAGUUAGUAAAGCAAUUCUCAACAAUCAAUAAUCAGCAACGAGAUAUCCGAAAUUUCGAGAAAGACAGGAAGAAACCUCAACAAAGCGUCGUCGACUUUUCUACAUUUUGGUUGAGAAGAAUGAGGUGGAAUACCUCAGUCACAGCAAAAUGGAUCGUACAAGUUUUGUUGACUAAAAUUGGACCAGAGUAUCGCGAAAUUUUUAAAGAAUGCACGGCCAGUGAUACUAUUGAAGAUAUUAUCGAAGAAAUUCGUGAAAUGGAAGAUGGUGGAAUAUCAAAUAAAAAAGAUAUGGACGCUUCUAUAUAUUACCAUCAAGCUGUAAAACCAUUAAUUAGUAAGAUGAAAAAAUCUGGCUCAUCGUCUUCAACUAAUGACGAUUCUCGUUCAAGUAGCUCGAAUAGAACUAGUAGUUCUAGUGAUAAUCGAUCAAAGAAAUUUAAUCCCUUUGAGAAAUUUGAUAAAGGUCAAAUUUUUAAGCGUACUGAUCGUGAUGGAAAAGCUCGAUUUAAAGCAGUUGGCAGUGUUAAUGAAAUCGAUAUGAAAGAAGAAGGAGUUUCAGUUUGUUACGUCGACGCGAAUAAAAAUAUCAAAGAUUACGAUGUCGAAAAUCCUCCAAAUUUUGACGAAGAAUUCGAAUGUAAUGAAAUUGAAAUAUCGAUCGAUGAUUUAAACUUGAAUUAG
Molecule: messenger RNA, 2268 nt
Organism: Planococcus citri (citrus mealybug)
Lineage: Eukaryota; Metazoa; Arthropoda; Insecta; Hemiptera; Pseudococcidae
Exons: 2
Coding region: 376-2268 (630 amino acids)
Source: RefSeq, a predicted model, not a curated record